AUGGGCAUGGAGCUGGAGCAGGACGACACUGGGUGUGUGCAAGCGAAGGUGCCUCACUGGGAGGAACGCAACGCGAAGGACGAGCUGAUGGCUCCCACGGUCGGCGCCGGCUACUACACGGCACUGACGCUGGCGGUGUUUGCGGACCUCGGCUACUGCAGCGUGAAUUGGGGCAUGGCGGAGCCGAUGCGCUGCGGCAACAACUCCGGCUGCGGCUUCCUGGAGAAGAAGUGCAGCAACACCGAGGGCCUCGCCACCAGGUAUCCGCACAUGUUCUGCGACGACACCGACACGACGACGCUUCGCUGCUCCUCUGACCGCCGCCACCUCGGGAGGUGCACCGCAAGCAUCGUUGAGCAGAGUGGGAGUCUGAGAGGGAGGGACGUGUGCCCUGCUGUUUCAACGCGGUUUCAAGAUUCAACUUCUGGGACAACGUCCAACGCGUGCGCGGAGGCAAGUGCGGCGACUUUCCCUGGUUCGCUGACUGGCACUGGCUCGUGGUGCCUGGACGCGGAAGAGCUGAAGGUGAAGACGAACACCGGUGCAAAACUCGCGGGCGUGUGCGCGCAGGUGCUGUGCGAGGGCGGUGCAGUGAAGGUGAAGUACAGCGGCGGCAGUGCGUAUGAGGAGUGCCCCGAGGAAAAUAAAAUCGAGGUGAAUUCAGAUGAGUUCGAGGCGGGCGGCAAGAUCAAGUGCCCGAGGUACGCUGAGGUGUGCACCCUCGCCGCCAACGGCAGCAGCCUCGUCAUUCCGCACGCCGUGUUGGAGGAGGCGGGGGAGGCCCGAGGGGGAUGA
This is a messenger RNA of Trypanosoma conorhini, 795 nucleotides long. Its product is annotated as surface protease GP63. Lineage: Eukaryota; Euglenozoa; Kinetoplastea; Trypanosomatida; Trypanosomatidae. Gene Ontology annotation, biological process: proteolysis; cell adhesion. Gene Ontology annotation, cellular component: membrane; cytoplasm. The coding region runs from base 1 to 795 and encodes 264 amino acids. The record is from RefSeq and is a predicted model, not a curated record. The transcript has a single exon. Gene Ontology annotation, molecular function: metalloendopeptidase activity.